UAAUGGCUGCAGAGUAAGCAAUUUAGGUAACAUAGAGAGGGUUCCUUUAUUCACUUCCGGUAUUGGAGACUUCUUGCACCAUUCACGUGUUAGCAUCAUGCAUGCUGUCUAAACUCACUGUGUCUAUAUAAAAUUCCCUUUAUAUGACUCUGAGCAUAGAUAGUGAGAGCUUUUUAAAUAAUAUUAUAUCAGGGUUCUUUUUAUAAACUUUUGUUAAAGAUGAUGGCAGACGAUGAAAACAAGACUGAUGAGAAGAGAAGCAAAUCCCCACAGUCGAGAACAACCUCGAUAGUGAUACCUGAUGACUACACGAGCUACAGUUUAGACGACUUCUGUGUCCCUGCUCAUUACUACGACGACCUUAAAUGCGUUCUAUUACCUAAAGGACUCAUCCUUGACAGGGUCCAGCGUUUGGCUGAAGACAUUUGUCACGACAUAAGCAGCCCACUUGUUGCUCUCUGUGUAUUGAAAGGUGGCUAUCAGUUUUUUACUGAUCUGCUUGACUGUAUAAAAAAUCAUAAUGCAACAAGUGAGAAGUCUUUCCAGAUGCAAGUGGAUUUCAUUAAAGUAAAGAGCUACAUGAAUGACCAGUCAACUGGCGUUGUGAACAUUAUGGGCAGUGAUAAUCUGGCCUCUUUGAAAGGAAAGAGCAUCUUGAUAGUUGAGGAUAUUAUUGACACAGGCAAUACAAUGGUCAAAUUAUUGGAGACGAUUAAGAAAUUCGAACCGAAGCAAGUGAUGGUUGCUAGUUUGUUAUUAAAGAGAACAAAGAGAAGUAAUGGAUACAGACCUAACUAUACUGGUUUUGAGAUCCCUGAUGCAUUUGUGGUUGGAUAUGCAUUGGAUUACAAUGAGUAUUUUAGGGAUCUUAAUCAUGUUUGCAUAAUCAAUGAAAGAGGAAAGAAACGCUAUGCUGCUAACACAUGAACAUCGAUCAACACACUGUAUUUGACACUUCAACUAUAGUGAUAUACACUCAUGCUUGUUUUGUGUGUAUCUCUAUUCUUUUAAUAAUUAUUUGAGCUCAGGGUUUCUCAAAGGAUUUUGUCAUAGCGCUUAUUUUGUCAGUGGA
Amphimedon queenslandica is the source of this 1072-nucleotide messenger RNA. RefSeq names its product hypoxanthine-guanine phosphoribosyltransferase-like. Lineage: Eukaryota; Metazoa; Porifera; Demospongiae; Haplosclerida; Niphatidae. Gene Ontology annotation, biological process: hypoxanthine metabolic process; purine ribonucleoside salvage; guanine salvage. Gene Ontology annotation, molecular function: magnesium ion binding; hypoxanthine phosphoribosyltransferase activity. The record is from RefSeq and is a predicted model, not a curated record. Gene Ontology annotation, cellular component: cytosol. The transcript is spliced from 11 exons. Bases 220 to 927 code for a protein of 235 amino acids.